GCGUGCAAACGCUUCCGGACGGCAACCACUUUGUUUACGUUUUACAAAGAUGGUGAUCCAAUGUGUAGCAUACCGGUGUACCAAUCGACAGGGGAAGAAUGCUAAAGAGCGCGGCGUUAGUUUUUUUCGAUUCCCCAAGAACAAGAGGAAAAGAAAGGCAUGGGAAAAAGCUGUCAACAGGGCAGGUUGGGUACCAAAUGAGUACAGCAGAAUGUGUUCUGAACACUUUGUAGGCGGGUGGCACAGCGACGAAUCAGACGACAUCAACUAUCGGCCGACUAUCUUUCCACAUAAAGGGAAAGUCCCGUCAACUGAAGAGAGUGCCCGAAAUGAAAGAUGUUGCCGAAGGAAACUUCUACUGGAAAUGGAUGAGGCGGAGAAAAGAGAAAGACAGACACUCCAUCAGCAUCACCAGUUCAGUGUGUUCUCCCACAGCUACUGCAGUGAACCAUGUGAGGAUGAAGUGAAUGACCCUGUUCAAAGUCCUAGUUUAGAUGAUGUAGACAUCAAGUCUUUUAAGGAUGAAGGAGUUCAGUGUGACCCUGACCCAAUGCAGCAAGAAAAUGAGGCACUGAAAUUGGAACUUGAAAACUUGAAAAAGGAGAUGAAAAAGUCCAAAUGGUGCAUUGAAAAGAUUGCCAAUGAUGACCAGAAGACAAAAUUUUACACAGGGCUGCCAACAUUUGCAGUAUUUUUGUGGCUUUUCAAUUUCCUUCAACCAAAAGCACAGAGGAUGAAGUACUGGAUUGGGUCUAACACUGCUCAGGCUUCAGACAGAUGCAGAUCUUCAACUGGAUCUUUACAGAUCAUUGAUCAACUUUUUGCUGUGUUGAUGAGAUUGAGGCUUGGAUUGUUUACCGCUGACAUUGCUGAAAGAUUUCACAUCUCUGAAGGAACAUUUUCAAAAUAUUUCUCUACAUGGAUAUCUUUAUUGUUUCAGGAACUAAAGCUACUUAAUCCCUUUCCUUCUCGAGAUAUUGUUAACAGAACUAUGCCAUCAUCUUUUAAAUCAAAGUAUCCUUCUGUUAGGGUUAUACUCGAUUGUACAGAAAUUUUUAUUCAGCGAUCUUCCAGUCUCCUUAAUCAGUGUAUGACAUUUUCUAGUUAUAAACACCACACAACUGUGAAGUUUCUUGUUGGUAUUACACCAUCAGGUGUUAUUUCCUUUGUAUCAGAAGGAUGGCCAGGCAAAACGUCUGAUAGAUUAUUGACUAUUGAGUCAGGUAUUUUAGAUCUUUUAGACGAAAAUGACAGUGUAAUGGCUGAUAAAGGGUUUACAAUCAGAGAUGUUUUAGAAGAAAAAAAAUGUAAACUGAAUAUUCCUCCAUUUAGAGGUAAUAGUCCACAGUUUACUACUGAACAGAUUUUUGAAACACAGGAAGUUGCAUCUUUGAGAAUACAUGUUGAGAGAAGUAUAGGUAGAGUGAAGAACUUUCAUAUUCUCGAUGGUGUUUUUCCUUUGACCCUGUCGCCACUAGUAUCAAAAAUUUUCAAAGUUGCAUGUUGGCUCACAAAUCUAGAUGUCCCACUAGUCACCAACUAAACAUUUAUCACUGUAAGAGCUUAUUCAGGACUAUUUGGACUGGUUUCAUGGAGAGAACAUGUAAAAUUUUGUUUGCAGAAUUAAGCUGUAUUCAAAUUACUUAUACAUGUAUGUCUUGUUUUCCUUUUAUCACAAAGCAACAGUAUUUUAUGUAAAUCAUGUUGAAAACACAUAGAUUUAAGAUUAUGACUACUGAUUAUUACAUAACUAACUCAUCAUCAGUGUCACCACAUUCACUUAAUAUGUUUAAGUGAACUGUGAACACACGUUACAAUCCUGUCACAUCUGCCUGGUUAUUGGUUUCUAUUGUACCAGUUAUAGUGUUGUGCCAUCUUGACAUCAAAUGUUUUCUGACAUCAUCAAAGAAAGAUGUAUUAAGUGAAGAUCACCAUUUCAGAUUUUAUUUUGGUCUGAUAAAAUACCUGGUUAUGUGAAAACCUGAAUUUUACAUUCAUGUCCAUAUUAAAAUUACAGAUACCAUCAUUACAUUACAGGUAUAAAAAAAAAAACAGGAGUUCGCACAAAGACAAUACCACAUUGUGCAACAGGCAGUCAUACAAAACCUCUACACCCUAUAUACAGGCCACACACUCCUUAGACUUAACACCUGAAGUUACUAUUAGUCUAUUAUUAUAGUGGACAUAUAGAAACACAGCAGUGUCUUUUUCCCAGUCAUUUUGUAUAAAACAUUUUGACCUCCUUACUGGUUUACAUGUAUUCUUGGACACUUCUACAUGAAUUACAUUACACGUUGAUGUAAAACUUUGGUGCAACAUGGUUAACAUAAAAUGCGAUAAGUUUUGGCAUCAUACUGCUAACAAAUUCUGCAUCAAAGUACACUCUGUCAACACAAAUGUUAUUUUUCGGAGCAUUUGUCCAAACUACAAAGUCACACCAUGGCAAACCCAUUAUUGCCAGUUCACCCUGUACCUGAGCGUAGUAUUUGUGGCUUCUUUUCAGUCGUGGUCCCUCUGAACUUGCCUCCAAACAGAAAUUUGGAUGUCCCAUGGCAACAAUUUCACAGACCUCCAAUGAUGUGACUGUGGCUCCU
Messenger RNA from Pecten maximus, 2594 nucleotides. RefSeq lists its product as uncharacterized. The record is from RefSeq and is a predicted model, not a curated record. The transcript has 4 exons. Bases 50 to 1543 code for a protein of 497 amino acids. Lineage: Eukaryota; Metazoa; Mollusca; Bivalvia; Pectinida; Pectinidae.